This is a messenger RNA of Fonsecaea erecta, 801 nucleotides long. RefSeq lists its product as hypothetical. NCBI's taxonomy places the organism in Eukaryota, Fungi, Ascomycota, Eurotiomycetes, Chaetothyriales, Herpotrichiellaceae. The record is from RefSeq and is a predicted model, not a curated record. Bases 1 to 801 code for a protein of 266 amino acids. Gene Ontology annotation, molecular function: oxidoreductase activity, acting on paired donors, with incorporation or reduction of molecular oxygen; heme binding; iron ion binding. The transcript is spliced from 3 exons.
AUGAGAGCUCAGAUCGAUGAGAUCAAGGCCAAGCGAGCGAAGGGCGAGAAACCGUUGGCCGAGGCAGGAGCUGCACAGACCACUAUCUUCGACUCGAUCCUCGACAGCGACCUCCCAGACGCCGAAAAAGAGAAUGAGCGCCUGUGGCACGAAGCACAGGUGAUGUGCAUCGCCGGCACCGAGACGACGGCUUGGACACUGUCGGUAUUGAGUUUCUACCUGCUCUCCAACCCCGAAGUGAUGCGGAAACUCCGCGGCGAACUCGAGCUGGCGAUGCCAGACGUAUCGGCCAACAGCGUCGAAAUCAAAGAUCUCGAAAAAUUGCCGUACCUGACGGCCGUGAUACAGGUGUCGCUUCGGUUAUCAUUCGGAGUCAGCACGCGGCUGCAACGACUCUGUCCAGACGAGGCCCCCGUUUUCGACGACGGAGAGACUCGGUGGAGGGUACCCGCGAAUACCCCUGUCGGCAUGUCCUGCGGCCUGGUCCACCUGAACCCAGACAUCUUCCCCUCGCCGCUUGAAUUCACGACCGACCGCUGGCUGCGAGACCCGCAGCUGGGGCGGUACCUGUGCUCGUUCUCCCGGGGCACGCGCCAGUGCAUCGGGAUCAAUAUGGCCUACGCGCAGCUGUACCUGUGCGUGGCGGGCAUCUUCCGAGGGUACGGUGGGCCCGGCAAUGCCGGUCCGCUGGGGUAUUUGGAGUUGUUUGAGACGACGCACGAGGAGGUCGAGAUCCAGUAUGAUUUGUUCAUGCCGUUUCCGAGGCCCCGCUCGAAGCGGUCCAGGGUUGUUGUGAGGUAG